AACAGCACAGCGGACAGGCAGCACCGGCCAGCCUCCCGGUUCACAUCGCAACACACCGCGUCCUGGAGGGGAAUGGGGGGCACCAAGCCCGCCUGCUGACUACCUAGAUUUCUCUAGAAGCGGUGAAGGGUCACGGCCAGCGGUCCGUAAAGAUGGUAUCGUGGAUGAUUUCGAGGAUAGUUGUCCUCGCCUUUGGGACGCUCUACCCAGCAUACUCUUCAUACAAGGCUGUCAAAACGAAGAAUGUGAAGGAAUAUGUGAAGUGGAUGAUGUACUGGAUAGUGUUUGCGUUAUUCACUACAGCAGAAACAGCCACAGACCUGCUCCUAUCAUGGUUCCCGUUUUACUUUGAGCUAAAGAUUGCCUUUGUAAUCUGGCUCCUGUCCCCAUACACCAAAGGCUCCAGUGUCCUCUACCGCAAGUUUGUCCAUCCAACGCUGUCGAACAAAGAGAAAGAGAUAGAUGAGUACAUAGCGCAGGCCAAAGACAGGAGUUAUGAGACCAUGAUGAGGUUUGGAAAGAGGGGUCUCAACCUGGCUGCUAAUGCUGCUGUCACUGCGGCCACCAAGGGGCAGGGCGUGCUAUCAGACAAGCUGCGGAGUUUCAGCAUGCAGGACCUGACUCUCAUCAACGCCGAUGACGAUCUGUCCCUGCACACAGAUGUCCGCAUGAGACGGGAAACCGUGGACGACAUGAGCUCAGGAGCCAGCACGCUGCCCCGGGCCAAGAGCACCGCCGCACGGCAGACCCGAUCUUUGGCAGCCACAUCACUUGCUGAUGAUGCGUCAUCACAACACGGCUCCGACCAAUCAGACACGCGGACUGAACACUCUGAUGAAGAUGUGGGAGACAAAGCCCCCAAACGUGCUGCGGCUGUCAAGACAACCAAGAAACCUGCUGCUGCUAAGACAGAGAUUCAAACUAAGACAGUGAAGAAGCCGGCCAAGAAAAAGACAACCACUACCAAUGCAGAGACGCCACCGUGAGGCCUGCUGUCCACAUCAACCGGCCUACACUCGCUCCAUAAACCAGUCUGCAGGCCCUUCUUCCUCCGUUUGGUCUCCACACAAACACAUAUACACUGUGUAUGUCUAUAAACAGUGUAUAUGUACAUGUAUAUCAAGCACUGAAAUUGUGUCACUCUUGCUGGCUUUUAGAGCAAAGAGCAGGUUUUAGCAGUAUGUGGGCGACCUUAAUUUUUUUUUUACACCUACUGCAUUUUUUUUCUUUCUUUAAUCUUUACUUACUGUGAGCUCAUCCCAGUCAGAGGUGUUUCUUAGAGGGUUUUUUUAGUCUGAUAAUUAAUUGUGAUGCUCCUUUUCCCCCCAGCACCUAUACAUAUAGGCCAUGUUGCAGUUUUUCAGUCUUUUCCCACAGUGUGACUUUCUCAAUUGAGCCUGUUUUUGGUUAAAGUGUCUCAGAUGCUGCAAGCUUAUUCUGCCUGAGUUUUUUUUCUUUUUACUGUGAAGUAACUUGAAAGCAUUGGCCGAUAGUUGUAGACAUCCUAAUUACUGUUUCAGACCAAAUAGUUCCCACGUUUGACUACAGCUCAGCUCCUAAUACCACCACCAUGUCCUAGCCCCUACAACUACCCAGUUUUACAGGAAGACUCGUGAUCAAACCUUUUUCUGUUCUCUCUUUUACCUUAAUUUUACCCCCUUUUUAGUGCAUCUUAAGCCUCACAGCUUGUGGAAGAGUCUAGCUUCCCCUCAGUAAGUCUGUAUACCUCUGAGUGAGUCUAGCUCUGCUAAGUUCAGGUCUCACUUACAGCGACUGUCCUCCUCACUGCUUCAAUGUGACUUUGAUGCCAUGUGCAGUCCUGGUGAUGGAGUGGUUUGUUUAGUGUCGGCUGGCUGAGUUAUUCCUCAUCUAGGCUUCACGCUCUUAUUUAUUAUGCUUCUGUUUUAUCCAGUUCUUUUGGUCAUGUGGUAUUAGUAAUACAUUUGAGUUGUGCAUAAGGCAAUGCUGUAACUUCCAAUAAAUACAGUAGUCAUAGAAGAGUUGCAGAUGUUUGUGAGUAACAUAUCUGCUUUCACCACAGUAGUGAUGUCUGUAUAUUGUUUGUGUUCAACAUUAGAGAAUCAUGGGGUGGCUCUGCACUUUCUCACUCCUUUCACCCAGCUGUGUGGUGACACGCUGCCUCUUUGUAAUAUUUAUAUAUCACAGAAGCCAGGAUAAAGCAAAGCAAUAUGGAAAUAAUUAAACCAAAACCAACAUCAGGAAGACUGUGAGGAAUUAUUUUCUCAUCCCCAUGCUGUUGUUCCAGAUGUGGACACACUUGAUACACUUUUGUUCUGGGAUGGGCUCUUCUGGUUGCCACUGCAUUGGGCGUGGCUUCUUUGUGUGCUCCAUUGAGAGAUUUAAAAGCAUGAGACUUCUUCUGCACUCAUUACUGCUGUCUGAAGUGUGACGAGUUUGGACCAGAAGGGGGAGACAAACUCCACUAAACAAUAUGUAAACACUGUAAAUAGUAACCUUGACUGUAUAUAUAGUAUGAGCUUGCUUGCCUUAUUCAUUGUCUGGGCUUAAAUCCAAUUUUAAUCAUUUGUGUGCUUUUUAAAAAAAUUCUUAGUCUUGAUAAAUCUUAUGUUCUGAAACCGGAAGAGGCUCAGACUUGACCAAUAUGGACUUCCGGUGUCACAAGAAGUGAUCUUUGUAUUUUUAACAUGUCUGCUUUUCUUUUUCUGUCUUUUCUCGUUAAUUUGAACUCCACAUUAAAGUAGGGAAUCUCCAGACUGAGUUUAAACUGCUGUAUGUACAUUCAUGUUCUGCUAUGUACUAUACUCAGACUGGUUAUAAAUUAUUUUAAGGCCAAAAGUUGAAAAUUACCUGUAUUUGUUUUCUUUCUUGCUAAUUUAAUAUUUGCAAUGAAUAAAAGGAAGACUGCACAUAAUUGAAAUAUUUUUUUUCUGAUGAUACAACCCUACAUUUUGUCGUGUGUUCAUGCCAUUUUUGGAUAUUUAUUGUUUUCUCUGAUUUAAAUCAGAAUCGUAUACAGGGACAUUCAUUUGUAUAUUGUUUGUGCCAAUUCUCAGAGCUCCAUGAAAAGAUUACAGUGUGUGUGCUGGGACAUUGGUAUCGAACAAGGUCAUGUAUCAGUAAUAAAAAUACUAAUAAAGGAAAUCAAAUGAG
Centropristis striata (black sea bass) is the source of this 3132-nucleotide messenger RNA. RefSeq names its product receptor accessory protein 2 (gene reep2). Gene Ontology annotation, cellular component: endoplasmic reticulum tubular network; endoplasmic reticulum membrane; cytoplasmic microtubule. Gene Ontology annotation, biological process: endoplasmic reticulum tubular network organization. The transcript has 8 exons. Bases 153 to 986 code for a protein of 277 amino acids. The record is from RefSeq and is a predicted model, not a curated record. NCBI's taxonomy places the organism in Eukaryota, Metazoa, Chordata, Actinopteri, Perciformes, Serranidae. Gene Ontology annotation, molecular function: taste receptor binding; microtubule binding.